Messenger RNA from Suricata suricatta (meerkat), 1551 nucleotides. Its product is annotated as L-lactate dehydrogenase C chain. Bases 111 to 1019 code for a protein of 302 amino acids. Gene Ontology annotation, biological process: carboxylic acid metabolic process. NCBI's taxonomy places the organism in Eukaryota, Metazoa, Chordata, Mammalia, Carnivora, Herpestidae. Gene Ontology annotation, cellular component: cytoplasm. The record is from RefSeq and is a predicted model, not a curated record. Gene Ontology annotation, molecular function: L-lactate dehydrogenase (NAD+) activity. The transcript is spliced from 7 exons.
UACGCGCUUCAGCUGUCGUUGAUGUUUUUCUUCUGAUGUUACUUUUUUUUUUCCUUAUAAAUCUUCCUUAAAGGCUGUGCGGUGAGCCAGGCAAAGUAUUUGUUCUCAAAAUGUCAACUGUCAAGGAGAAGCUUAUUGAGAAUCUAAUCCGGGAAGAUAAGAGCUCCCAGAAUAAGAUCACCAUUGUUGGCACUGGAGCUGUAGGCAUGGCUUGUGCUAUUUGUGUCUUAUUAAAGGUAAUAUUGCCUUUGGUUUCCUUUUUAGAUUACAGCGUAUCUGCAAACUCCAAGUUAGUUAUUGUCACAGCAGGUGCACGGCAGCAGGAGGGAGAAAGUCGCCUUGCCCUGGUCCAACGGAAUGUGAACAUUAUGAAAUCAAUCAUUCCUACCAUAGUUCAUUAUAGUCCUGACUGUAAGAUACUUAUUGUUUCAAAUCCAGUGGAUAUUUUGACAUAUGUGGUCUGGAAGCUAAGUGGCUUACCUGCAACUCGUGUAAUUGGAAGUGGUUGUAAUCUAGACUCUGCCCGUUUCCGUUACCUGAUUGGGGAGAAGCUGGGUGUUCAUCCCGCAAGCUGCCAUGGUUGGAUUAUUGGAGAACAUGGUGAUUCCAGUGUGCCCUUGUGGAGUGGGGUGAAUGUUGCUGGCGUUGCUCUGAAGACUCUAGACCCCAACUUAGGAACUGGUACAGAUGGGGACCAAUGGAAAAAUAUCCAUAAACAAGUUAUUGGAAGUGCCUAUGAGAUUAUCAAGCUGAAAGGAUAUACCUCCUGGGCUAUAGGACUGUCUGUGACCGAUCUAGCAGGAUCGAUUUUGAAAAAUCUUAGGAGAGUGCAUCCAGUGUCUGUUAUGGUUAAGGGCUUCUAUGGAAUAAAAGAAGAACUCUUUCUCAGUAUCCCUUGUAUCUUGGGGCGAAAUGGUGUCUCAGAUAUUGUGAAAGUUAAAUUGAAUUCUGAGGAGGAGGUCCUUUUUAAGAAGAGCGCAGACACACUUUGGGAUAUCCAAAAAGAGCUGGUAUUUUAAAGCCUCUUAAUGUUCCACUGUUUUAUAGAACAGAAGAUAUCAGAAGAUAUAGAACAAAAAUGUAUAUUUUACAUUUUGAAAGUAUUUUCAUUUGAUUUGUAAAAAAUUUUAAAAAACGUUGGAGACCCAUGACAUAACGUCAGUCCCUCAAGGCUAGAAAAAGGAAAUGGUAAAGAUAUUCUCCUCUUUAUGAAUCCCUUACAACUCUGUUCUAAUGAUACCCAACCUAUACAAAUGCAAGUAAUACUUCUGAAGUAUGUCAUAUAAGAGUUGACUUCAAGUUUAGAGAGUAUGUGUCAUAACCCGUUAUAAUAUAAAACUUAUGAUUCUUCCCAUAAAACAACCAGCACCUUUUCUAGCAUUGAAAUUUCAUUCUUCCAUUAGGGCACAGGCAUAUUCACUUUAUACUCCCUCAUUAGCUUUGGGUGUCUAUGUGCGAUCUUCACCAGGUACUUAUCUGGGCCAUGUAUAACAGAAGGAAACAGAAAUAAAACUUUUAUGGCAUUAAAAAAAUGUUUGCAAUGUUUUCAAA